GGGACCUUCCUGACACAACUGACAAGUGAAAUUAAAAUGGCCGCUGCAUCCAUCCCUUCCACUUCAGGGAUAAAACAAACUCCAUUACAAAAUACAAAAGAAGAAAGAGCACACCAUCCUACUGUUGAAGAGCUCUUGAUUCAAAUCGAAAAUCACUUGUACAAAAGCAUAGAACAUAGAGCAUCCCUUCUUAUUGUUGUUUGGUCAUGUCUUUCUGUAAAAAACAAUUAUUUCCGAAACUUAGAAAAAAUAUUCCACAUGUUGUACAGAGAAAGUGCCAUGACAAUAUUUUGUGGGCACUGGCCCAAAGUAAAUAUUGUCUACAAAAGGGGCUUGGCUCGAGCCUUAAUACAGUUUUCACACAAUAUGAGCCAAUUUGUAAAAGGAUCAGAAGGCCUCUGUUCUGCCCUAGUGCUGGCAACUUAUGAUCCAUGGGGCGAUCCAAUGAUUCCACAACUUAUCAGCAAAGAAGCAGUUGAUGAAAAAAUAGUGGAUGAUUUCAUCAGAUCUGAACCUUAUGAACUGCUACUCAUACGAAUUGAAUGUCUAGUCAAUGCACACUUUGAAGAUGCUGCAAUCAGGUUAUGCCAAGGCUGUCUCAGAAAUCACUCAUCUAAUCCUGCCAACAGUGAACUCGAAUGUACCGAUGAUGAGUGGAAAUGGGUGUUUAUGGAGUGGCUGCUUCGCUUGCUGUAUCGUAAAGGAAGAUUAGAUGAACUUGUUGCAGCGUCUUCUUCAUACAGUUGUCAUGAUGGUGUUCGUCUUGUCUAUCGAACACGCUCUUCUCAGAUGCCAGAUUCUGAACACUUAACAGAAACAUUAAUUAAUUUGUUUCUGAUUCGAGAUCUCCUGUUCCAGUCAGAUUAUUGUUGCACAAGUGAACUUAUGAAGCUAUGGUGUGAUUUUCAAAUUCAGAAACAGAAAUCUUUUUUUGAAAUCCAAGAAUCUGCGAGAAAACUUCUAGUCGGACAUGCAUCCUCUAGUGCACAAUUCUACUUAUUUGUCGAUACUUUAUGGGAAAAAUUUGGAGCUUCUCUUUUACCGGUGUACCUCGAAAUGUAUAUACACGGACUUACAUCAGAUCUAAACUUCUUAGAAGCAGCUAGACAAGCAGACAAUAAAGAAUCUGUGAUAGAAAUUGAAAACCAUAUGGCAGCCAUGUACUUUAAACUUUCUUCUAUGUUUAAUGUUAUAAAUAAAGAAAUAUCUUUGGAAUGCAUGUUGAGUGCAUUUUCAUUGGACCCAACCAAAGAGAGAUUAGACUGGAUAAAAAAAUUAUCACUUCAGAUAUCCAAAGAUAAAGCAGUAAGAGCUUCGAAAGAUGAAAUGUGUAAGCAUAAAGCUUGUAGUAAAACCAAUCCUCACAGUCUUCAUCCACCAGCUAAGAGAAAAGCUGUCCUAAUGUGUGAUCAGGCGAUUCAGGUUAGUGAUGAUUCAUUUGAGAAUCCUGAAGAGACUGUUGAUGCAGGAGCUUGUAAUCAUGAUCAAGUACAAAAUGAAGGUCAAAAUUUUUCGACCAAUGAGACUCAAGAGAAACAAUUGAUGGUGGAGAAAACAGAAAAUAUCAUUCCAGAAGAAUCUGUCAAUUGUAUAAAUGCAGACAAAGUAGAUGAUUCUCCUGCCAAAGUUGAAAGCAGUGUAAAUUGCAAAGAAUUGUUGGAAAAUGACAAAAGCAAAGAGCUUCCUGCUGAGAAUGGGUAUGAAGAAAAUGAGAUUGAAAAUAAAGUAAAAUGUGUCCAGGAAAACGAGUCUGAAGUAUUAGAUUUAACAUCCAAUAAGAGGAGAAAAAAUCAAGAAAAUUCAGAAAAAGAAGCGCCGACACACAACGGUGAUAUAGUUGAAGAUGUUGCAAAAGAAAAUUCUAUUUCCUCAUUGAAUUGCAAGAACAUGAACAACUGUGAUAGUCUUGCUCAUGAUGAGGAUGCUAAAAUUGUAUGUAAUAAUGUUAAUGCUGAUGUUCCAAUCACUAAUACAAAAAAUUGUAUUGAAAACCAUUUGGUGUCUAAAGAUGACAAAAGUGAUCUUUCUCAAAGCGUGAAAAACGAAAAAGAGUCUUGUGAUGUGGUAGCUAAUUGUGAUGACAGUAAAGAGAAAAAUGAAAAAGCAUCAAGUAAUUCAGAUAAUUGCAUUGUCAAUGGUCAUGAAGAAUUAGAAAGCAAAGAAAAUUGCAAAAACCAAGAUGAAAAUAAAAGUAAUGGCAUUGCAGCAAAUCAGGAGCAUUGUGAUGAUGUUGAAAAUCCUGUUACAAAUACUUGUAAUGAAAAUGAGAAAGGUAAUGAAAAUGAGAAAAAUAUAACUGAUAAAGAAAUAUUUAAAUUACCCGACACUCCACAUUGCCUUGAUGUUAGUAAAGAAACUGAAGACACUGUAAAUACUGAAAAAGAAAAACAGGAUGAAAAUCAUUGUGAAGUUUCAAAGUUAAAUAUAAAUGAAGAAAACCUCAUUUGUCCUCUGGAUUCAAAGACAGAUAAAAGUCUAAAGAAUAUUUGUAAAUUUUCUCACAUUGUGCUAGACUCUAAAAUCUCAGGUGUGUCAUGCGAUCUUUUAUCCGAUUUUGUUAUCGUGCUUGAAAGCUUAAGAAACAGGCAAUUAAAGAGUUCUACCAAAUGGAGUCAGAUUAAACAUCUCUGCGAAGAUUAUUUAGAUAAUGUGUCAAACAUUCGAUGUAUGAUGCUAAACAUGCAGUUGAAUGAAAGUAUUGAUAGUGAAGCUGAUUCUGUGUCAGAAGCAAGAUUUGGUGGAUUCAAAGAUUUCCAAUCUCACCAAAGUGAUGAAAGCGUUGUUGAAGACCCUUAUACUGAGAAAACUCAUGUCCUCAAAAGGUUUAUGAAUGAGGAGAAUAUUGGAAAUAUGGCUACUUAUGUUAAUUUAUCCGACAUACAUUGUCCGCAAAUUCCGAUUGAAAAAUUAUUCUAUACAGAUCAUUCAUCUUCUCACUUGGGACACAAGAAAAGACAUAAAAAGCAUCGAAACCAUGAAAAGAAUCCGGAAAAAGUUGUUUUACGAAAAUUGCACCAUGGCUCUCGGGCAGAGCGCGAGCUUGGCAAGAGAAAGAAGCGUAAAAAACGUAAAGGAAAAAGGGGCAAGAAUCAUGCAAAAAAGCAUCAUUUCACUCAUGGGAAGAUAAGUAAAGGCUAUGUGAAAAAUAAAAAGAAGAAACAUCAUUUGAAAAAGAAAAAGGAAAACUCUGGUUUUAUUUCUGGUGAUUAUUGCAGUGAUUUCAGUUCUGCUGAACUGAUGAGAUUAGUGAAUGAGCAUUCCAACAGCUAUUCCAAAGUCCCUGCUACUGUGUCGAAGCAUCCUCGCUCCGGGGUGAUUCCCUGCCCCAGUGCUGCUUCUUCAGACUCUGAUGAACCGUCUAGAAAGAAACGAAAAGUUAGCUUUGACAAGAAGAAGGGCAAAGCCGGAAAAUACCAUGAUAAGCACAAGCAUGAAAAAUCGAAAUCAAGUAAGAGAAAGAAAAAACUGGCAGUCACAAACAGAGAAUCCAAAAUGAAAAGUAUAAUGCCCCCGAAUGCUGUUAAUAAUAAUAUUGACUCGAUGAAUGACUAUUCAAGGAUUGUUCAGUUUGCAAGUGUGAAGAAGAUGGAGGCUGUUCAGAUACAUCAAAGAUCUGUUGCUCUGAAUUUGUCUUCAAAAAUAAAUCAGCCUUUGAUUAAUCCAUGUGAGUCGAAUUCUGAAUUGAAACGGUUGAUGCAGCAGAACUUUGGAACAUGUUCGCAAGAAGAGCUGUUAAAAUUGCAAUUGUUAAUGGCUCAGCAGCAUCAGGAGAUUCCAUCAAUUUGCAACAGCAGCAGUUAUAAUGCUGAUCUUUCCUCCGCUUCUGCAAGCAAUCAAGCUAUUUUGAAGUAUGUAUGUUCUAAAAUGACAUCUCAUAUGCUGUCUGUAGCUCAGUCAAAUUGUAUGGUUGGAUCAGAUUCAGAAGCUAGACAUUCUCCUCAGUCAGUUCCAACAACCUCAAGCAAAGCAGCACCAAUGAAGAAACCUACUCAUACCAUAGUCCAACCACAAACUUUGUCGAAUAUUAAACAUGUAGUAAUAGAGCGUAAAAAUAUGCCAUACAAAAUUGCAACUAAUUCUCCAAUUGCUGGGGCUAUAAUACCUGUUAGUAGUUUACCCAGCUCAUCAAACUCGGAACCAUGCAAUUUGAUAGGAACUGUUCUUACAAGUGGAUUGAAUUAUCCAUCUACUUCUCCUCAAAUUACAGCUAUAACUAUUCCUAUGGCUCACAAUCCAACCACAACCAAGGUUAUUUCUAAUAAGUUUGUUAUACCUGUUAAGCAGUGUCAUGGUGUCAGAACUUCACCAACUUCUUUUGCGUUAGCAGCUGAAGCGGAAAAUCGUAACUUUGCAACAUCUGCAUCCCAAUCUACAACUGGUGUUUUUAUUGUGAAAAAUGGCAACGCUCAAAUUAUCUCAAAUACUCCACCGUCUCAAAGCUUGACAACAUGCUUAUCAGGGCCAAGGGUAGUACCUACAAUAAAAGCAAAGCCAAAUACAGUAAUUACAAAAACGGUGCCGAAAAUCAUCAAACAAGCAGCUAAGAAAUUGUCUAAACCACCAGUUAGAAAACCAUCAAUAGUCGUACCUAAAGUAUUGGUCCCGGUUUCUAGUAGUCAAAAUGUUAAGCCGAUGCCUGUUAAUAUCAUGCCAGAUAAAGAGCAGUCAGAAGCUCAAAACUUAUCUGUUAAAAUUACUGCACAUCAGGGAAUGCCCAAGAGUCCACCUACAGUUAUUGAGGAAACUAAAUCAGCAAUCAUUUUACCUGAAGUAACUCCUGUUAUGACCUCUUCAGAAUCUAUUGAUAUUAAAACAAAAGAUACAAAUAAUAUUGAAGUUAAUAAUCUACCUCCUUGUACUGUUGAUGACAAAUUAAAUGUUGAUAAAAUUAUAUUGCAGAGUGCAGCCUCGCCUAAAUCUGAAGUUUUUACAAGCUUUGAAAACAGUAGCAGUAGAGCAGUUACUCCAAGUCCAGAAAUUAGUCUUUCACAAUCUGUAGAACAAGAAAAAGCAGGAGAUUUGGGGAAAACUAAUGAAGUUCAAGAUAACCUUGAAAUUGAAAAAGAACUACUAGAGAAGAAGGAAACUGAGGAAGAGAAAGAAUGGACAGAAAAAGAAGAAAGUGAUAGCUUAGAUAAAACUGAUGAGAACUCUGUUGCUAAACUCCCGCAAGAAAUUUCUCCAGAAUCAACAGACGCUCAAAACAAAGAAUCUGUAAUGCCAUCCAAAGCAAAUGAUGAUGUUUCCGAAAAAACAAAAGAAGAAGUAUUUGUGACCCAAACAGAAGUUGUAUCACCAAAGUCACCUUUGUCUCCAAAGAAUGCUGUUGUUCCUUCUGAAACUGAUGUUUCAGCAGUGAUAAGCGAUACUACCUCCAAAACAUUUGAGAAUUUUGACUCGACAAAUAGUGAAAUAGUGUCGGAAGACAAAAAUGAAACAUGCUCCCCCACAAAAACUCUAGAUCUAAAUUCAACUAAACAACAAAAAGAACUGCAGCCAAUCACUACAAUUGAUUCUGCUGCCAAAGUCUCAGCAAAAGUCAGCUCACAGAGUAAAACAGAGAAUGGAACACAGGUUUCAGAUGUGCCUACUAGAUCCUUUACAUCAAUAAGUGAUGCAGUAAGAUUUAGCUUAAUGGAUAUGGAUGACGCUACAGAUUCAGUUGAGAAUCAGGUACUUCAAGCUUUUCAAGUGUCUCAUGAAUCAUCUCAAGAUUCUCCAAGAUAUGAUAACCCAACUAGUGAAGGAGAUGCCAACACAUCAUCUUCAACGGCUGUUAUUCUUACUACACCUCAGUCUACCAGUACUACAGAACUCAGUGUUAGUCGUGUAUCCCAAAGAUUUGAGUCAUCAGUCCAUAAUUCUCAAACAGAAAAAUUUUCAGGAUGCCAAAAUACUGUCUCCAGAACAACAACAUGGAUUUUAGAAGAAUCCUCGUUAAAUGAAAGUUCUCAAGCUAUAAGCGUUCAAAAAUCAUCAGAUAUUGAGUUUUCUGAAGGUAAAGAUGAUGAUAGACCAAAGAAAAAGCGAAAGAAGAAGGAUAGGGUAGAUCCUGAAUCUCCUCCUAAAUUUUGGUGUGAAAUAUGUUCAAAAGGAUUUUGUUCUGCUUAUAACUUGAGACGGCACUGCAGAAACGUUCAUAAGAUGAAUCUUCCCAGAGGGACAUCAGAUGUACCAUUUCCUUCUUCUCAGUGCCUUUCACAUUUGCAGCAAACAGAUGCUUCUCCAACUGAAAGUUCAACUCCCAGAAUACCGUAUGGAACAGUGCAGCAGACUGCGCUCAGUCCUAAAGGUUCCGAAUUCAUGCUGCCAUCUCCUUCACGGGAAACAAAAAGUCAAGACUUUUCAGUGAAAGCAUCACCUAGUCAACAUGGUUCACAAAUUCAAUCAUCAGAGUUUCAAAUGCAAACUCCACCCAGAAUAUCUUCUCAGGCUUCAUCAACACAUGUUUCUCCUGUAACUUCAAAGGACUUUAGAUUGAAUACGCCAACAACAGCAACAUCUCCUCAACUGCCUCAAAAUAAAUUGUCACCUGUAACAAAAUCUCCCACUUCUCCCAAAUUCCAGAGACUUCCAACCUCAUGUGCAGCUGCACAAGUUCCUCAGUUGGCAAAAAUAUCUCAAAUGCAGCAAGUUGCCUUAUGUGGACAACAAACACUGCAACAGCAAAGACAGCUUGGUCAACUACAGGCAUCUGGAUUAUUACAGCCUUUGCCAAGUGUCGCUUGUCAAGCUCAGCAGGUUCAAGCCACUCAGUGUCCUCAUUUUCAAAAUAAGCAGUUGGUUCAACAAAGAAUUGAUCAACUUCAGUUAAUGCAGCAUGCUGGUCAACUAUCUUCUGUUCAACAUGGGCCACAUGCUAUUCAGAAACAAACUCAAGUUCAGCAAUUCAAAAAAUGUAGCACAUCUCAGCAAGUGACAAAAAUGACAGAAUCAGAACAGAUACAGCAGGCUGCUCAGUUGGCUCAAAACCAACACAUUUUAGCAAAUCAGCAAAUGCAGAAACUCAUUCAAAUAAGACAAAGUGCUAUAGCUGCUUCCGGAGUCGCAUCUCAGAUUGCCUUAGGAAACACUGUACCAGUUCAAGGUUCAUCCAAAAGUGCAACUCAGUGCUUUCAAUCUCAAUUGGCUGCAGCAAGACAAGCAGCUGCUGCAGCUCAAUUGCCUGCAAGUCAGCGAUCACAAGGGACUAGCUAUAGUUUGCCUUCUCAUGAUGCUUCAGGCCAUCAGUUUUUUCCACCUUCCAUCCAUCCCAGUCAGGAACAAACUUCUUGCCCACAUUCUUCAUUUUCCUCACAAAAUAUAACAGAUUUCAGCUCUGCUACUCCUUCUUAUCCAACUAUUAGGUUAUCUACUGAGACAAAUGAUGGUCUUGAAGACUUGGAACAAUUUCUUUUGGAAAAUAUGCCAUGGAGUGGUGAUCAGGCAGCAUCCCAUGGCUUAGCCCAACAAGCUGGAAAUAGACCUUCCAGUGCUGAUUCUCUAACACUUGCAAUACCAACUCAGGUCUCUACUCCUAACAGAACUGGUAUAAGUGGGAAAAAGGGGACACCAAUAAGUAGACCAAAGCCAAGAAAACCUGUCGCUACACAGAGUUCAAAAAACUUGUUGGGAAACCUAGGCCGUGGUGUUAAGAAAAAAUCUUCUACAAAAAAGGUAAAACCAUUAGAAUCAGACUGCAUUGUAUCUAAAUCUGAAGGAUUUUGUCAGACUAAUAUUAUUAUGCCAGGAUCACAUAGUUUACAUAUAAUGCAAAAGCAAAAUGAGAAAGUUCAUGGCAUGGAUUUAGUUGAGCCAAAACAAGUGAAAGAUAGUGUAAAUGAGACUGACAGUUCAGACAGUGUGCAAUGUAUUAAUGUAACGCAUGGUGCCAUUUCAAAAAAUAUUUCAAUGGGUGUUAAUUUUACAAACUUUGCCCCAUCGGGACUUUGUACAGUGGACAAAAAUGUAAAUUCAAUGUGUCAAAUAGAUCCUGUUUCUGCAAAGGAAAUGUAUGAUAUUAGCAACAAGAAUAAUUUUUUAGACCAAUGCAAUUUAGUGAGCAAAACUUCUUCCAAUUUAGACCAAAGUAAAAAUACUACAAAUAUGAAUUAUAGUGGGAUGGGACAUAGCUCAGGGACUGCUUUUGAGAACUCAGAGAAAGAGCAGAAUUGCAGCUAUAAAAACUACAAUCUUGGCAAUGCUCCUCAAAUAUAUUCAAAAAAGUCAAAAACAUCUAAUGCUCAGGAUAUUUUUUUAGGGCAGCGAAAUAGUGAAGAGAGUGACAUAAAUAGUGAUAUCCGUAAGAAGUUAGCAGAAACUUCGACCCAAGGAAAUUUAAGUGCAUCAGAUGCAAAAAAGGAAUGUGAUAUAAAAAGGUGUUUGUCAAUUAUUGAAGAAAUGAGAGCAAAAGCGGCAAAACAUUCUGAUCCUUUUUUAGGUGGAAGUAAUGUUAACAAUAAAAGCAAGAGUUCAAAGAAAUGUACAAAUAAUAAAAUAGUUGAACAGAAAAAAGAAAUUGAAAAGAAGGAUUUUAUCACAAAUAAUAAUUUAGCAAGCACAGAAAUAUUUACGGCACCAGAAAAGGAAACGGCAGCUAUUGAUCAAACAGUUUCUGCACAAGAAUCGUGCAAUGAUGUACAUAUCGAAUGUGAUACUAAAAGUGUAGAAGGGUCAAAUCAGCUGUCACAAAAUCAUGUGAUUUCUAACACAGAAAAUUCUGUUAAAAUCUCAGAUGCCUCAACUGAUUUGGUGGAAGAUAUGAAAUUGGAAAAAGCUCCAGGUGUAAUUUUAAAUGGCAAUGAAAAAUCAAAGGAAAAAUCGCCUGAGGCUGAAAACUCUCAUGUGGAAAAUGUUACAAAAUCUGAAGUUACAGAAGUGAUCAAAAACAGUGACGAGCAAUCUUUACCAAAAGUUCAUGAUUUCGAAGAAAACACUGUUGUAUUUUCCAAUGUAAAAUCUGAAAUCAACAGUAAAAAUUUUAAAGACGAAAAUGCUUUGUCGCAGAAAUUGAACAAUCACAAUGAAAAUUCUAAUCAUGAAAGUAUAAAUCUGAAUGAUGAGAACUUCUUUUCAAAAGAAAAUAAUCCAGAUAAUUCUAGCUGUGAUCAAGGAUUAAAGCAGCGCAUUGCUUUAAGAUUUCGCAAAACAGCCGAUGGCGCUACUAAAUUAAGUGAUGGAGAUAAGAAUGUUAAAUAUUAUGUUACUGAAAAGACUUCAGAUGAUUUGAAAGUACCUUUAACCAAGAAAGGCUCUCAAAAGAGGAAAAAAUGCAAACAAGAGAAUAACAAAUCUGAAUUGUCAAAAACCGAUUCGAAGAAGUCUGUGUGUAAUAAAUUUGGUGGUGAAUCUGAACUGCAGGAAAAUGGCUUGAUAAACAGUGAAAAAUCGUUUACUGUUGAGAAAGAAAUUAACGGAAGUGUGCAUCCUUUGUCUCCUUGUAACGAGAUAGAAAACAAUGCAUCCCUGGAAAAUGAAGGUCAUGAAAAUGAAUUUUGUUUGGGUAAACAAAUUCACGACCCUUGUGUGAAUGAAAUACCCACCGGACGGUUGCGCUUAAGGGACACACCAAAGACUUCUGUAAAAAGAACUUGCCCCUGUUGUGUUGACUCUCAAGAACCAAAAAGGUGCCGUGAAAAUGGCACCAGCAACCUCACAAAGAAGAGUACAUUGAAAGCCAGAAACACUGUUAACGGACACAGUGAGAAAGUCAAUACCCGGUCUUCAUCUCGUCUCAGGUCUCGGAAUACCACUGUUAAUUGAUUGGUUUUAAUGUACUCUGACUUACUCAGCUAGUCUUUAAAAGUGAUGAAUGGUACUGUAUAUAGUUGAAUGUUUAAUAAUGAAAAGACAUUUUUAUAAAGACAUGUACAGAUUUAUAAGUACUUGUAAAAUAAACCUCAAUCGAAAGCUUCUAAUUCUCAGAUGACAUUUUUAUGAAUUAAUGCAAAACAUCUUGUAUUUCUGUAAUGUAAAUGACUUAAUAUUUAGAAUCAAGCAAGAAUGCUAAAUAAUUUUAUUUUUAACAUCAGUAAAGCAAGAUAUUGCUGCAUAUCAUUUCAUCAGCUUAAUUUUUCCUCAUAAGUGUAGAUUUUAUUGAAAUUCCUUAUAUUAAAGGAAUAAAUCUUUACAUAAUUUUAGUUGUAUGUCAUAUUUGAAUUCUCGAUUUCAUUUUCCUAUUUUAAGUCCUAUUUGCCAGUGACAUUUUGAUCAAACACAUGUUAAUUUCCUUUUGAUUGUUUCGUUGCUGCAUUGAAAUCAGAGAUUUUACAGACACAGUAUCAGUAAAACUCUAAAUUCUGAACGUUGAUUUUUAUAAUAGUUCCAUUUUAU
Molecule: messenger RNA, 10311 nt
Organism: Uloborus diversus
Lineage: Eukaryota; Metazoa; Arthropoda; Arachnida; Araneae; Uloboridae
Exons: 9
Coding region: 37-9741 (3234 amino acids)
Source: RefSeq, a predicted model, not a curated record